CUAAUAAACACACGUCGUCUUGCGCGAAAAACCAACAAUUUGAUCUUUUGUUUUUCAUUUCAUAUGUACAAACAGUCUACAGUAUUUCAUGCAUAGAAUUACGUUACUUAUUAGAAAUUUUUCAUCGAACACUGCCAUCAAACCAGAUUUUAUAUUGAACCGCCGAUUGGGAGGACUAAUAAACACCAAAAGGAUAUUAAGUUCUGUAGCAAUGCAUCCAAACAUCGAGCGCAAGUACAAUGAUAUUGUCAAAUCAGCUGAGGACAAACGGCUCUACCGUGGUUUGCUACUGAAGAAUGGGAUGAAAAUUCUAAUGAUCAGUGACCCUACAACUGAAAAAGCAGCCGCAGCAAUGGAUAUUCACAUUGGUUCUUUAUCAGAUCCAUGGAAUCUUCCUGGUCUUGCACAUUUCCUUGAACAUAUGCUAUUCUUAGGAACAAAGAAGUAUCCUGAAGAAAAUGCAUAUAUGCAGUAUCUGUCUGAGCAUGGAGGAUCAUCAAACGCUUUCACAUCUGGCCAACACACCAACUAUUAUUUUGAUGUAGGUUGUGAACACUUUUCGGGAGCUUUAGAUAGAUUUGCUCAGUUCUUUCUUUGUCCGUUACUAAACGAGGAGGUGACGGAUCGUGAAGUGAAUGCCGUUGACCAAGAGAACACGCGCAAUGUGAAACAAGACAAUUGGAGACUCUUUCAGCUUGAAAAAUCUACCUCUAAAAAGGGCCAUGUAUAUACCAAAUUCAAUGCAGGUAAUAAGGAUACACUGCAGACUAUUCCAUUACAAGAAGGGAUAAAUGUACGUGAAGAACUGUUGAAUUUUCAUUCUCAGUACUACUCGUCUAACAUAAUGGCAUUAACAAUACUUGGAAAAGAUUCUUUAGAUCAGAUGGAAUCAAUGAUUACAGAAUUAUUCGGAAAUGUAGAAAAUAAAUCUGUUGAGAUUCCAGUUUGGUUAGAUCAUCCAUAUGGCGAGGAACAAUUGCAGGUUGAAUUAAAUAUUGUACCUAUAAAAGAUCUGCGACAGUUGAACAUUUCCUUUCCAAUACCCGAUAUGAGUGAGCACUACCUAUCCAAGCCUUCUCAUUACCUAGGCCAUCUAGUAGGGCACGAAGGAUCAGGGAGUCUGCUGUCCGAACUGAAGGCACAAGGCUGGGUGAACAUGUUAUGUGGUGGAGAGAAGCCUGGAGCUAAGGGCUUCGCAUUCUUCACUGUUACUGUUGACUUAAGUGAAGAAGGACUGGAUCAUAUUCAAGAUAUUAUCAUGCAUGUGUUCCAGUAUUUAAACAUGCUCCGUCAGGAAGGCCCUCAGGAAUGGAUCCAUAGGGAAUGCCAGGACUUGGAUAAUAUGAGGUUCCGGUUCAAGGACAAAGAAAGGCCUUCAUCCUAUGUGAUGACUACCGUUGCCAAUCUUCAUGAAUAUCCAUUCACAGAAGUGCUGUCAGCUGACUACACCAUGCCUGACUACAGACCAGAUCUUAUAAAAAUGAUACUUGGCUUACUUACCCCUGAUAAGGCAAGAAAUGGCAGAACGCUGGUUUUAACCCAAAAUUUUCACUUCCCGAAAAGAAUGACUUCAUCCCAACGGAUUUCAGCAUAGUCCCAAGGGAAGAGGAGUCGUCCGCUCUUCCGGUCCUUAUCAGGGAUACACCUAUCUCCAAAGUUUGGCAUAAACAGGACGACACUUUCCUACUACCUAAAGCUUGUUAUUGUAUUGAUUUGACAAGUCCACUGAGUUACCGUGAUCCUUUACAUACCAAUCUAACAAGGUUGUUUACGGUACUGGUAAAGGACACCCUCAACGAGUAUGCCUACGCAGCUGAAAUUGCGGGGAUCGGUUACUCAUUAGACAGUACUGUUUAUGGUCUGUAUCUGAAUAUUACCGGUUAUAAUGAUAAGCAAGAUAUACUUCUGAAAAAAAUCCUGGAAAAGUUAACAAACUUGACGAUCGAUGUGAAACGAUUUGAAUUAUUGAAAGAAAUGUAUUCCAGGAUGUUGAAAAACUUCAAUGCUGAGCAGCCUCAUCAACAUGCGGUGUACUAUACUGCAGUGCUGAUGUCAGAACUGGCCUGGACCAAAGAGGAGCUUUCAAACAGUUUGGAUGAGGUCACAGUGGAAAGGUUAACAGCAUUUAUACCCCAGUUGCUUUCAAGACUCCAUAUAGAAGCUCUGUUCCAUGGAAACUUAACAAAGCAGAGGGCACUUGAAGUGGUGGACAUGAUAGAGACUGUAUUAAAUGACCAUUGCGCUACCAAACCGCUAUUACCCAGUCAGUUGGUGAAACAAAGGGAGAUCCAGCUACCAGACGGGUGUUACUAUCAAUAUCAUAAGUGCAAUGAUGUUCAUGAUAGCAGCGGCAUUGAGAUGUACUAUCAAGUUGGCCUCCAAGAAACACAGCAGAACAUGUUACUGGAGCUGCUGUGUCAGGUGGUCAGUGAGCCUUGCUUUGAUACCCUGAGGACACAGGAACAACUUGGAUAUAUUGUCUUCAGUGGAGUGAGGCGGUCGAAUGGUGUACAAGGAUUACGUGUGAUCAUCCAAUCGAAUAAAGUCCCUAGUUAUCUGGACAGCAGAGUUGAAGCGUUUUUAAUGCAAAUGAAGGAUCACAUCACUAACAUGAAACAGGAGGACUUUGAACAACAAGUUUCUGCAUUAGCUGUGAAGCGAUCUGUGAAGCCGAAGAAAUUAACAACAGAAUGUAGAAAAUACUGGAGUGAAAUUUCUUCAGGACAGUAUAAUUUCGAUAGAGAUUCUAUUGAAGUUGCCUGCCUUAAAAACAUAACAAAAGAAAACCUGAUAGACUUCUUCAACAAUUACAUUGACAUAAGUGCUCCAAAACGACACAAAAUUUCAGUUUACGUCAAAACUAGUAUUGCAGCAGACGAACUGGAUGCCGCUUCUGGAAACCAUGUGAUGGACAAUCCCAUUGACCAUCUUCCAUUAACCAUACCGGUGGUUGUGGGAGAUGUCACAGAUUUCAAAAGCGGUCUUCCACUGUUUCCACGCCCUGCUUCCUACAUUGAUAUAUCGCCCGCCAAAUCAAAACUGUAGCUUUUACCGAUGUUUAACUUUAAAGCCAAAAUGAGCCUGGAGUUAGAAUCUAUCAAAAUAAAACCUGCCACGCCCUUUUUCCCUAUAUGUUGCCCAUUUGUUGAAAAGAUGUUAAUAUGAUAAAUACAUGUUUUCCCAGUUUAUGAUUGGUUAAGGACAUCAUCAAGUCAUGUCUAAAAAUUUACUGAGAAAACUCCACUCAGACAAUGGGACAACUUUUAUAAUCCCGAGUUUCAAUUUUUUCAUGCCCGAUAAUAGUUUCCUUGAAUUAUAUUUAUUUUCCUGUAUUGAUUUCAAGAUGUUGUUACUGUCUGAAGGUUUGCAUGGCGAAGUAAUAAUAUAUGUUAAUGUUUGCGGUACACCACGUACUGUAGGUAGUUCUGAAAAAGAACUGUUGUUGUUGGUUGAGAAUAUCUCGACGUUUCGUCUUCAGGAGAAUAAUAUCUGUUAUAAUAUCAGUAUAAUUAAAUUAUUAUUAUUAUCUGAUAAUAUCAGAUAUUAUUCUCCUGAAGACGAUACAAGCAAUUACUCAAUCGAAAAGUCGAGAUAUUCUCAACCAACAACAACAUUUCUUUUCAGGACUAUCUACUGUACGUGGUGUACCACAAGCAUUAACAUAUAAGAUAUUGUUACAUAUUCAUAACUAAUCACACAUGUAUAACCGCAGUUAUAUAAUUUAUUUCCAGUUUAUAACCAAUUGUGAAGCAAUAUUGCCGAUUCUGGAGGGCAAUACCCAAGGGUCAUUUUUUUCAUAAUACCUCUAAUGAAACGCAACAAAUGUGAUAUUUAU
Messenger RNA from Anneissia japonica, 3835 nucleotides. RefSeq names its product insulin-degrading enzyme-like. Gene Ontology annotation, molecular function: metal ion binding; metalloendopeptidase activity. NCBI's taxonomy places the organism in Eukaryota, Metazoa, Echinodermata, Crinoidea, Comatulida, Comatulidae. Gene Ontology annotation, cellular component: cytosol; peroxisomal matrix; mitochondrion. Gene Ontology annotation, biological process: peptide catabolic process. The record is from RefSeq and is a predicted model, not a curated record.